UAUAAAGCCCAGCGCAGGCUGACAAAGUGUGGAAAAGACUUAAAAAAUGUUCAGUUCGAGCACAAUUAUGAUCUAGAAGUGAAUUUUCAUUGAUAUCGGGAGUCCAGAGCAGAAAAGCUGACUGUGAUCAGCGCUGUUAGGAAGUCUGGCAGCGCCAUGAGACUCCAUCAUCAGUGUGUUUGCUGCCGCUACAAUAUCUUCAUUUUAGAAGAAAAUGAUGCUCAAGAAAUGGCUGUUUUUAUUCACAGUCUUUACAUAAACAUGUUAGAAAGCCUUCAGACAGUAUUUGAUGUGGAGGAAAUGAUUUGACGAGGAGAAAGGACGGAAAACACAGCGAUUAUCAGCGUGUUCCGCUGUGAAUCGGUGCAGUUUUCAAGCUCCAGUAACAAAGUGCAGAGAGCCUCCGAGAUGUUUAUGAGCCGAACAUGAAGAGAAACAAGUCCGCUAUGGAGCCUCUUUACUGUCAGCCUGCAGCGCUGCUCCAACGCGGAGUUUUCACCAGUUUUAUGCCGCCGAGAAAACACAAACAGAAGCCGUCCGUGUUGCACAGAGCAGCCGCGGACAGGGCUGAGUCUCCACGGUUCUCAUGGUGUGUUUAAGGGCAUCCUGCUGCUCCGGUUUUCUCAUCUCUACACUCCGACUCUCGUUGUAGCGCCAACAAGGAAGGAAGGAAGGAAGAUGGCAGAAGUCGCUCCAGCUCCCGCUCCGGCCAAAGCGGUCAAGAAGAAGGCCUCCAAGCCCAAGAAGAGCGGCUCCAGCGUCAGCGAGCUGAUCGUGAAAACUGUGGCCGCCUCCAAGGAGCGAAGCGGCGUGUCGUUGGCCGCCCUCAAGAAGGCUCUGGCUGCCGGAGGAUACGAUGUGGACAAGAACAAAGCCCGCGUCAAGACCGCCAUCAAGAGCCUGGUCACCAAGGGCACCCUGGUCCACACCAAGGGAACCGGAGCUUCCGGCUCGUUCAAGAUGAGCAAGAAGGUCGAAGCCAAGGCUGCGAAGCCCGCCGCUCCUAAAGCCAAGAAGCCCGCCGCAAAGAAGCCCGCCGCAGUGGCCAAGAAGCCCAAGAAGGCGGCAGCAAAGAAACCAGCAGCGGCCAAGAAGUCUCCAAAGAAGGUCAAGAAGCCUGCAGCGGUGAAGAAGGCAGCCAAGAGCCCUAAGAAGGUCGCCAAGAGCCCUAAGAAGGUGGUGAAGAGCCCUAAGAAGGUGGUGAAGAAGGCUCCCGCAGCCAAGAAAAGUCCAGCGAAGAAGGCAGCUAAGCCCAAAGUCAAGAAGGCAGCAGCCAAGAAGAAGUGAGCUCCAUCCACAACAAACAUAAUUAACUCAACAAAGGCUCUUUUCAGAGCCAACACCUCUCUCUUAAGAACACAUUCACUACUUUUUGUAAACUUUAAUCUAUGUCCAUGAAUAGAAAAGGCUCUAUUUCUUUACAGUUUACAUUUUAAUUUAAUUUUACUUUUGUACUAUUCUGGGGUUUAUUUUCUUAUAAAGACUUUUUUGAUAUAUAUGUUCUCAUGUGUAAUUGUAUAAUGAAGGCAGUCAUUGUUAUUUAUAAAACAGGCAAAUCAAGAGAUUCAGCUUGGUUAAAGUAGUUUUACUGGAAUAUUGUACAAACCUACAUGUCCAGCAUCUUUCUGCCUCCAGCAGUGACCUCUCCAACUUAGAUUAUGUUCUGUCCACUUUUAGGCCCGGUUAACUAAAGGAAAUACUUUGACCUUAUCUUUAGACCGUCCAAACUCAGCAGUUACUUUUCUCUUGGUUAAUUUAAUCAAACUGAUGUUUGAACCUGAUCAAAACUGUCUUGAUAGUUUUAGAAGGUACAUACCUCCACAUGAAGAGUUAUACAUUUAGCAUUGUUUACUAUAUUUAUCGCUGUUUCGGUUUUGACUUAUUUCUUGACAUUAUUGCUGCUUUUUUCCAUAAGAAACCUUCCAUGAAUUUUUAUGGGUUUCUUUUGGGUCAAUAUCAACACAAACGUUCAGUUCAUGAGUUUGAUUUAAACUCAUCAUUCACCUCAUAAAAUGAAUGUUUACUAAAAAAAACCCAACAGAUGGAAUGUUGAUUUGGAUCUCGCCCCGUGAUGAACUGGUGACCUGUCCAGGUUGUUCCCCGCCUCUCAUCUGGUGACAGCUGGACUUAGGCACCAGCCGCUCCGCCACCCUGAAAGGAUAAGCUGGUCCAGACAAUGUAUGGAUGAAUGGUUUUGGGUCUUCAGGGACAUUUUUACCUUGCAUGAGGUCAAGCAGCAUUUUCUUGAAACCAGUUACAAGAUGUAUAAUCUGUCAAUAAAGUAUAUUUACCCUA
Messenger RNA from Girardinichthys multiradiatus, 2295 nucleotides. RefSeq names its product histone H1-like. The transcript has a single exon. Gene Ontology annotation, molecular function: DNA binding; structural constituent of chromatin. The record is from RefSeq and is a predicted model, not a curated record. Gene Ontology annotation, cellular component: nucleosome. The coding region runs from base 679 to 1287 and encodes 202 amino acids. NCBI's taxonomy places the organism in Eukaryota, Metazoa, Chordata, Actinopteri, Cyprinodontiformes, Goodeidae. Gene Ontology annotation, biological process: nucleosome assembly.